This is a messenger RNA of Guyanagaster necrorhizus, 594 nucleotides long. RefSeq lists its product as uncharacterized. Lineage: Eukaryota; Fungi; Basidiomycota; Agaricomycetes; Agaricales; Physalacriaceae. The transcript is spliced from 3 exons. The record is from RefSeq and is a predicted model, not a curated record. The coding region runs from base 1 to 594 and encodes 197 amino acids.
AUGUCUUUGCAAUUCAAACUGUCUAACAAUAGCGCUCCUCAUCCUAUCACGGAUAUCGCCCAAGGGCUUGUUCUGGAGUAUAUCCCGGGUGUUAGCAUGGACAAGCUCAGACCGGGCGAUGGCACGCAGAGCGUCCAGUACUUCGUUGGAGAUCCCCUCCGCUUCCUGCUCGGGACGCUCUGCGUGCCAUCGAGACGGAGAACUGCGUGGUUCAUCACGAUCCCCACACGAGGAAUGUCGUUCUGUGAGAGGGGAGCCUGUCUGCCGUCAUUAUCGAUUUUGGACUGGCACACAUCCGGCAACCUGGGACUAGUGAUGAACGGUGGAAUGUGGUCGUCCAUGGAGGUCCAGAUACGCGGUACAUGGGAAGGCUUCUGGGCGACUUUUGACAGAGUGUUGGGUACGGAUUGGGAGGGGGCGAGAGAGCAAAUGUUCCAAUGGCGUAUCAAGCCAGGUUCCAGCGACGUUCCGACACCAGUCCUCAAGUGCAAUGAAGGGAUUUCCACCUGGUUUACGCCCUCGCGGGAGGACGGCUGUCCGCAGAAAAAUACCCCGAUGUUUGUCUUCCUAUUACGGUCAAUUUCUCGCCUCUAA